Messenger RNA from Serpula lacrymans var. lacrymans S7.9, 480 nucleotides. RefSeq lists its product as uncharacterized. The record is from RefSeq and is a predicted model, not a curated record. Bases 1 to 480 code for a protein of 159 amino acids. Lineage: Eukaryota; Fungi; Basidiomycota; Agaricomycetes; Boletales; Serpulaceae. The transcript has 5 exons.
AUGCCUGAUACCAAAGAAACUCCCAAUGAGACUCGCAAGCUACGUGCAGCAAAUGCUCAAGUGAAGAGACAAAUAGAUGAUCUCAAAGAGCAACCAAAAGAUUCUAGGUGUCACCACCACUGUAGAAAAUGCUCGAAAAGUGAAUCAAGAAUCAAUAAAGGCAGGUUAAUAUGCUGUUUAGUUACAUUGUUCAAUAAUGUUGGAGACUUGGUGCAGGAGAAUGACCGUUGGUCCUUCAAGACCAAUAAUGAUGAAGCUGAGGGUGGGUUUGAAUCUGCAGAAGCUUACACAGAACUGGUUUAUUACAUGCAGGAGGUCAAGGAAAAGCUGGUUCUUAAAGACCAAGAACAGCUCAGUAUCAUCCCUCCUCUUAGUUCACAUACUAAGGACAAUAGAGGGUUCAAACACAACAUGACAGGCAAAUUACUUUGUCCUGUCGGAUAUGACUGGUCUUAUGAGAGAUUUUUGGGUGACAGCUGA